AAAAUAUUGAAACAAUUUAUGUGAAAGAAAACACCCAAAAAGAUGAAACAAAGAUAGGGGGAGGAGUAUAUAACGUAACGCCCAUAAGCUAGCAAUGUUGUGUGUGCCUGGAUCGGCUCUAUUCAUGGACCGUCAUAAUUACUCGAUGCCGCUACUUGCCCUGCUUUUGCUUCUGUCUACCACCCCAUGUAUCGCUAAGAAGCGGCCGCCGUGCAAUUUCCCGGCGAUAUUCAACUUUGGUGACUCGAAUUCCGACACCGGCGGUCUGUCAGCAGCCUUUGGUCAGGCAGGACCGCCGCAUGGACAGACGUAUUUCCAUCAUCCUGCCGGAAGAUACUGUGAUGGCCGUUUGAAGAUUGAUUUUAUAGCUGAGAGGUUAGGGAUACCAUAUCUAAGUGCAUUUCUGGACGCACUGGGGUCGAACUUCACGCACGGGGCCAACUUCGCGACGGCAGGUUCGACCAUCCGACCUCAAAACACAACCCUCCAUCAAAGCGGUUUCAGCCCUUUCUCCUUGAACGUGCAGUUGAAUCAGUUCAGUGACUUCCAUCGCCGCUGGCCUCAGACCGUUAAACUCCACAACAACAGCGCCGUGGCCGAUGUAUUCUCCAGAGCUCUAUACACAUUCGAUAUCGGGCAGAAUGAUUUAACGGCGGGCUACUUCCUGAACAUGUCAACGGAUCAAGUAAGAGAUUAUGUUCCUGAUGUAGUGGAUCAGUUUUCGUCCGUGGUGAAGAGUGUGUAUGAUGAUCAAGGGGGGAGACACUUCUGGAUACACAAUACGGGUCCGGUGGGGUGCCUUCCGUAUGUGUUGGUAAGAGCGGAGGCGGGGGCGGAGGUCGACCAGUGGGGAUGCGCGGCUGCUUUCAACGAGGUGGCAAAGUACUUCAACACCAGGCUGUGGCAUGCCGUGGUCCAGCUGAGGAAGGAUCUCCCGCUGGCUACCCUCACCUAUGUUGAUGUUUAUUCUGUCAUGUAUCACCUCAUCACUCAUCCCACCCAACACGGCUUUGUGCAUCCACUGGAGGCUUGUUGUGGGGGCAGGGGGAUUCAUAAUUACAAGAGGGAAAUAGGAUGCGGAGGGAAGAUGAGGUUAGCCGAUGGAAGACAAGUGUUGGUGGGAAAAGCAUGCGCAGACGCAUCAAAGAGGAUCAACUGGGACGGCGUGCAUUACACAGAGGCUGCUAACAACUGGGUUUUCCACAAAAUCGUUGACGGAGCCUAUUCCCAUCCUCCCACCCCCCUCACAAUGGCAUGCCACACCCAUUAGCAUAAUCGAUCAUUACUUCUUUUCGCAUCUAAAUCGCAACUUUAGUUUCGGACCCUCAAAGUAUUACAAUCAUAUUAUCGAAUCACAAGCUGUCCUUUACAUGAUCCAUCAAACUUUUAUUUUAUUUAAUUGUAUUGAUUCAUUUGUAUACUCAAGUCUAUAUACUUUUGAUGUGUUUAAUUGUA
Messenger RNA from Cuscuta europaea, 1455 nucleotides. The record is from the annotation of a GenBank genome assembly. NCBI's taxonomy places the organism in Eukaryota, Viridiplantae, Streptophyta, Magnoliopsida, Solanales, Convolvulaceae.